Molecule: messenger RNA, 384 nt
Organism: Topomyia yanbarensis
Lineage: Eukaryota; Metazoa; Arthropoda; Insecta; Diptera; Culicidae
Exons: 1
Coding region: 1-384 (127 amino acids)
Source: RefSeq, a predicted model, not a curated record
AUGGAAAAGCGGAGGGUAGUGGUACCCCCCGCAUGGCAAAACGACUACGAUAUGGAUGUGUCGGUGUUUGCAUUGUGCGCUGAGGAGUUUUUGAAUAACAUUCCGUCCAACGUCAGUGAAUUGAAAAAGAGAAGUGAUUGGCCUUCCUGGGAGGAAGCCAUAAAAGAAGAACUCAGAUCGUUGGAAAUGAAUAAAACGUGGACGUUAGUUGAACUGCCUGCUGGAAAGCAACUUAUUGAUAACAAGUGGGUGUUUAAAAUGAAAAAGAACAGUGAUGGUGUUGUCGAAAGGUACAAAGCCAGACUGGUUGCUCGCGGAUUCAAACAGCGACUGCGAUUCGAUUUUACGGAGACUUAUUCGCCGGUGGCGAAGAUGUCAACUUAG